UUUUCUUGGGAUAUGCUUGAUUGAAGACAAAUUUCAGAACAGAAAUUGGGAACAGAUCCAGGAGACAUAUCAACAGAGCCUCCCGGUUGCCAGGCGUUUUCAGAGAACAGAAGAAAAUGAUCGAGGCCCAGGUGACUUCUGGAAACCCUCACAUUUGACGACGUGGCCGUGGCCUUCACGUGGGAAGAGUGGCAGCUCCUGGCCCCUGCUCAGAAGGCCCUGUACCGGGACGUGAUGCUGGAGAACCACAGCAACCUGGUGUCCGUGGGUUUUCAAGCAAGCACACCAGAGGUACUCUCCAAAUUGGAUCAAGGAGAACCAUGGACGAUGGAUGAUGAAGUCCACUGUCGAACCUGUUCAGAAGUCUGGAAAUUUGAUGACCACCUGCUGGAGUACUUACAAGAUGAGAGCAUGGAGAAGAGACUAGAACAAUGGCAUGAACAGAACCCACUAGAAAAUGCUGUUCAUCAGCGCAUAACUCAUUUUCUGCGCAGGCAGCAUCAUGAUGUGUUUGACUUGCAUGGAAAAUGUAUGAAAUCAAAUUUAACUUUACUUUCUCAAAACCUCAGCUAUGAAAUAAACAGCUCCAAUGAGCUUACUGGAGAUGAGAAAUCCUGUCGCCAUGCUGACAGUGAACAGUUGCAUCCUGAAGUUAAAUUCCCCCAAAGCCAAAAACCCAUCAGCUCCAAAUCCCCAUUCAACGAGCAUCAGAAAACUAAAAAAACAGAAAAGCCUCAUGUAUGUGGUGAAUGUGGGAAAGCUUUCAUCAAAAAGUCUUGGCUCACUGAUCAUCAGAUAAUUCACACAGGAGAGAAGCCCCAUCGAUGUAAUCUUUGUGACAAAGCAUUCUCUAGAAAAUUCAUGCUCACUGAACACCAGAGAACGCACACAGGAGAGAAACCUUACCAAUGCGCUGAUUGUGGCAAAGCCUUCCUCAAGAAAUCACGGCUCAACAUACAUCAGAAAACCCACACUGGAGAGAAACGGUAUAUCUGCAGUGACUGUGGAAAGGGCUUCAUCCAAAAGGGAAAUCUCAUUGUACAUCAGCGAAUUCACACAGGUGAGAAACCUUACACAUGCAAUGAAUGUGGAAAAGGCUUCAUCCAGAAGACCUGCCUCAUCGCCCAUCAGAGAUUUCACACGGGAAAGACUCCUUUUGUGUGUAGUGAAUGUGGAAAAUCCUGUUCCCAGAAGUCAGGUCUCAUUAAACAUCAAAGAAUUCACACAGGAGAGAAACCCUUUGAAUGCAGUGACUGUGGGAAAGCCUUCACUACAAAGCAAAAGCUCAUUGUCCAUCAAAGGACUCACACAGGAGAGAGACCUUAUACCUGCAAUGAGUGUGGGAAAGCUUUUGCCUACAUGUCUUGCCUUGGUAAACAUAGGAAAAUACACACAAGAGAGAAACAUGGAGAUGCAAUGAAGGGGGAGAAACCUGCCUCAGAGACAAGUGAUGCCAUGCAGCAGAAGAACCUCGUUAACUUGGUGGCUGUGCAGGUGCCUUCCAUGGCCCUUCAGCCGUCAGUCAACAUCAGUGAACUCCUAGCAAAUAGGAACAUCAUCAUAACGGGACCACCUGUGGGCAGGUGUGCACCCGCAGGAGAUGAUAGAGGGUCUGCAGAGGACAGAACCCUUAAGAACGCAGUGAGCAUGGUUGUGCCUUCGGUGGUCAAUUAUGUUUUAUUUUGUGUCACAGAAAACCCCUAGGAGAAAAACUCGAGACAUACUAUGUGUAAAAAUUAGAAAUCGUUGAGCAAAAAUAUCUAGGUCAGAUGGUGGCUGAAAAGUUUAUACUGAGAGCAACUGUAUAAAUGCUGAGACCAGGAACCCAUGAUAUGCUCAUCCAGUUAAAUAUAUGCAUUGAUACUGAGGCAUAAUCUGAUGUUAACCCAAACACAAACACAUCAAUUGCUCUGUUGUGUCCGUUGAAUGAAUGAAGGAAGGAAGCCUGAGUCCAACUAAGUGGAA
Molecule: messenger RNA, 1965 nt
Organism: Cervus elaphus (red deer)
Lineage: Eukaryota; Metazoa; Chordata; Mammalia; Artiodactyla; Cervidae
Product: zinc finger protein 350-like
Exons: 4
Coding region: 235-1704 (489 amino acids)
Biological process (GO): negative regulation of transcription by RNA polymerase II
Molecular function (GO): RNA polymerase II cis-regulatory region sequence-specific DNA binding; DNA-binding transcription repressor activity, RNA polymerase II-specific
Source: RefSeq, a predicted model, not a curated record